UCAACUUAAGCUGCGCAUGGCUGCCUUUUUUAUUUCGUCAUUUUCACUCAGCUGAUUACUCCUCCAGCUCCAGCUCCAGCUCCAGCCUCCACCCAUGAUCCCUGUAACGCUAUCCAAUUUCUUCCUUCACCUCAUCCUCUUUAUUCACUCUUCUUCUUCUUCUCCCGUCUCCAUAUCUGUCACCCCGAAAACAUUAGCCAAGUCCGGCCACCCGGUUACCAUCCAAUGGUCCGGUAUCGACUCCCCCUCCAAACUUGACUGGCUUGGUAUUUACUCCCCACCCACCUCCUCCAACGACAACUUCAUAGGCUACAUCUUUCUCUCCACCUCACCAGGAUGGGAAUCAGGAUCAGGUUCCAUUUCAAUCCCAUUGGUCAACCUAAGAUCCGAAUACCAGUUCCGGAUCUUCCGGUGGAUCCAGUCUGAGAUAACCAAUGCCACGCGCUUUGACAAUGACCAUAACCCACUUCCAGGGACUGAGCACAAGUUGGUGGAAUCGGGAGAAGUCGGGUUUGAACCGGGUCGGGGACCCGAACAGGUGCACCUGGCGUUAACGGGUCGGGUGGGUGAGAUGCGUGUUAUGUUUGUGACCCAUGAUGGGAAAGACAAUUCGGUGAGAUAUGGGCUGACCCGGGGAAAGAUGGAACAGACUGUGGGUGCUCGGGUCUUGAGGUAUGAACGGGAGGAUAUGUGCCAUGCACCUGCUACUGAUAGUGUAGGGUGGAGGGAUCCCGGCUAUAUCCAUGAUGGUGUCAUGACUGAUCUGAGGAAAGGAAAGAGGUAUUAUUAUCAGGUUGGUCGUGAUUCUGGGGGAUGGAGUGACAUUUUCAGCUUUGUGACCCCAAAUGCCCAUUUAAAGGAAACAAUUGCUUUCUUGUUUGGUGACAUGGGGACAUCAACACCUUAUACAACCUUCGAUCGCACGCAGGAGGAAAGCAGUUCAACUCUGAAAUGGAUUAGUCGUGAUAUCGAAGCAAUAGGCGACAAGCCCGCAUUUGUCUCGCAUAUUGGAGACAUCAGCUAUGCCAGAGGAUACUCAUGGUUGUGGGACAAUUUUUUCAAUCAAAUUGAACCUGUUGCCUCCAAAGUCCCCUAUCAUGUAUGCAUCGGUAAUCAUGAGUAUGACUGGCCAUCACAGCCUUGGAAGCCUGAUUGGGCCAGCUCUGUUUAUGGGAAAGAUGGGGGUGGUGAAUGUGGGGUGCCCUAUAGUCUCAGGUUUAACAUGCCUGGAAACUCUUCUGAACUUACUGGAACAAGGGCACCUGCCACUAAAAAUCUCUACUAUUCCUUUGAUUUUGGGGUAGUGCAUUUUGUGUAUAUGUCGACCGAGACAAACUUUCUUCCAGGGAGUGACCAAUAUAACUUCUUGAAGCAUGAUUUAGAAUCGGUUGACAGAAAAAAGACCCCUUUUGUGGUUGUUCAAGGGCACAGGCCGAUGUACAGCACCUGCCAUAGACCUAAAGAGGUCCCUUUGAAGGAGAAACUGGUUGAACACAUAGAACCGCUACUGGUGAAGAAUAAAGUGAGCCUUGUAUUAUGGGGUCAUGUACAUAGAUACGAGAGGUUUUGCCCGCUGAAUAACUUCACUUGCGGGAACAUGGGCAAGAAUGGAGAUCAGAAUUGGGAGGCAUACCCUGUCCAUGUAGUGAUUGGAAUGUCUGGACAAGACUGGCAACCUGAGUGGGAACCAAGGGCAGAUCAUCCUAAUGAUCCUGUUUUCCCACAGCCAGAGUUGUCGUAUUUUCGGGCCGGUCAGUUUGGCUACACUAAAAUCGUUGCUACGGAGAAAAAACUUACAUUUUCUUUCGUGGGAAAUCAUGAUGGGGAGGUGCAUGAUGAGGUGGAAAUAAUGGCACCAGGUCAAGUUCUCAAUCAUGCUGGAGCAACUAGUGAGGAGGAAGCCACUGAGUCAUGGUACUAUAUGAAGAACAUCAGUCUAAUGGUCUGUGUGGCUUUUGUUGCAUAUUUUCUUGGUUUCACAUCACACUUUAGAAAGGAAGCUGCCUUAGAUAAGAACUGGGCUCGUUUAAAGGAAGAAGAUGUUUGAUUUUUGUGUUAUCUCUUCUGAAACGGGAUUUGUGUAACAAAUUUUUGCACCAUUAGCAACUGGUGACAUUGCAACAUGUGCUUGCAAUUGGAUCAAUUGAACCUUGAACUGGCAUUUUUAGACCUACUUUACCUACUUUCCAGUAGUCUGGUAAUUUUCAACCAAGAAUCCUUCGUGAGUGAUCUGGAA
Coffea eugenioides is the source of this 2236-nucleotide messenger RNA. RefSeq names its product probable inactive purple acid phosphatase 2. The record is from RefSeq and is a predicted model, not a curated record. Lineage: Eukaryota; Viridiplantae; Streptophyta; Magnoliopsida; Gentianales; Rubiaceae. The transcript is spliced from 2 exons. Bases 95 to 2047 code for a protein of 650 amino acids. Gene Ontology annotation, molecular function: metal ion binding; acid phosphatase activity.